Messenger RNA from Gilbertella persicaria, 1038 nucleotides. Its product is annotated as snare associated Golgi protein-domain-containing protein. The transcript has 3 exons. Gene Ontology annotation, cellular component: Golgi membrane. The record is from RefSeq and is a predicted model, not a curated record. The coding region runs from base 1 to 1038 and encodes 345 amino acids. Lineage: Eukaryota; Fungi; Mucoromycota; Mucoromycetes; Mucorales; Choanephoraceae. Gene Ontology annotation, biological process: mitotic spindle elongation; vesicle-mediated transport.
AUGACACCCAUAGAACAUAGCGAUCUUGUUCGCCAAGAUGACUCAGACAUAGAACUACCCAAUCUUUCCCUACAACAACAAGAACCUUUACUUGAUCAGACUGCCAUAGAAACAAGGUCUCGUUGGCAACGGUUGAAGCAAAAAUUUACUAUACAAAAUAUCAAGACUUUCUUAUACGAGAAACGAUGGUCUAUUGGCACAUUGGCAUUUUUCACUGUACUUGGCAUCAUUACUUACCAUUAUCGUCGAGAGUUCUUUGAAGCUUUGGAAUUAUUAAGUCAUCGAAUAUCUGACAUGGGAUACAAAGGACAUAUCCUGAUGGCUUCUCUUAUUUUCUUGAGCUCGUUUCCUCCCAUUAUGGGUUAUGGUACUUAUCAAACACUGUCUGGAUUUACCUAUGGAUUUCAAACUGGGUUUCUUAUUUCCUAUCUCAGCGCAUUAGCAGGAGCCACUGCCUGUUUCCAAUUAUCGAGAAUAUGGUUAGGUCACGAUAGAAUCAAACGUAUGUUAGACAAGACAAACAGUAUCAAAAUGAUUGUCAAGGCAGUCGAGAAAAAGGGAUUUAAAUUGUUUGUGUUGAUUCGGUUUUCACCUUACCCAUUUAAUCUGAUGAAUGUCUUGUUUGCUACAACUCAUAUCACAUUAACUCAGUUUGUUGUUGGCACAGCGCUUUCACUCACCAAGAUUGCUUUACAUGUCUAUAUUGGUGCUAAUCUGACUUCGUUUGCUAAACAUUUGCUUGGAGAAGAUAAGGACAUGACAGAAGGGGAAAUUCAAGCAGAACAAAUUAAGUUCUAUGGUGCUAUUGCACUGUCCAUGUUAGGAUUCUUGGUGUUGAUUUAUAUAUAUCGAGUAGCUAAAGCAGUGACACCAGUAGAAGAAGAACAAGAAGAACUCACUCAAGAAGAAGAGAUGCCUUUCUUACGUGAUGAAGAAGAGCACAUAGACAAUGUUUCAUUAGAUAAUUGGGAUACUUGGGGAGAUUAUUCAGAUCAAGAAUCCACUUCUAGUCUUAAGGGUCUUGGCAAAAAUGAUUAA